Molecule: messenger RNA, 1025 nt
Organism: Helianthus annuus (common sunflower)
Lineage: Eukaryota; Viridiplantae; Streptophyta; Magnoliopsida; Asterales; Asteraceae
Product: triosephosphate isomerase, cytosolic
Exons: 9
Coding region: 108-872 (254 amino acids)
Biological process (GO): glyceraldehyde-3-phosphate biosynthetic process; glycolytic process; gluconeogenesis
Cellular component (GO): cytosol
Molecular function (GO): triose-phosphate isomerase activity
Source: RefSeq, a predicted model, not a curated record
AGCUUAAAGGGUGUACAUUUGUGUAAGAACUGUGAUCAGUUUCUCCUAUUUUACUCAAUCCAAUAUAAUCUGAGAACACCUUCCAUUUCAUUAGCUUUCGAUCAGAGAUGGGACGCAAGUUCUUCGUUGGCGGCAACUGGAAAUGCAAUGGAACUAAAGACGAGGUUAAGCAGAUUGUGUCAACACUUAAUGGCGGUCAAGUGCCAUCUGCAGAUGUUGUAGAGAUUGUGGUGAGCCCGCCGUUUGUGUUCAUCCAAUGCGUAAAAAGUGAACUGAAGUCCCACUUUCAAGUUGCAGCCCAAAAUUGUUGGGUUAAGAAAGGUGGCGCGUUCACUGGCGAAAUUAGUGCAGAAAUGCUUGUCAACUUGGGUAUCCCGUGGGUCAUUAUUGGUCACUCUGAAAGGAGAGCUAUAUUUAAAGAAAGCAACGAAUUUGUAGGAGACAAAGUUGCGUACGCGCUUUCUCAAGGUUUGAAGGUGAUUGCUUGUGUUGGGGAGACUCUUGAAGAACGCGAAGCUGGAACAACUAUGAAAGUUGUUGCUGCACAAACUAAAGCAAUUGCAGACAAGAUCUCAAGCUGGGAUAAUGUCGUCCUUGCAUAUGAGCCCGUUUGGGCUAUUGGAACCGGGAAGGUUGCAACUCCAGCUCAGGCUCAAGAAGUACAUGCAGAGUUAAGGAAAUGGCUUGAAACAAACAUCAAGGCUGAUGUGGCAGCUUCAACAAGGAUUAUCUAUGGAGGAUCUGUGAAUGGUUCCAACUGCAAGGAAUUGGGAGGGCAACAAGAUGUUGAUGGUUUCUUGGUUGGUGGUGCUUCUCUCAAGCCUGAAUUCAUUGAUAUCAUCAAGGCUGCUGAAGUGAAGAAAAGUGCAUGAGUUUUAUAUCAGUUAUGAUGUCAAAUUUUGAGGAAUUCAAUUUAAAUUAGAAAAGAUGUUUUGUCUAAUAAGAGAAUAAGUUGUUAUGUGCAUACAUGAUUUGUUGCUAUAGAAUGUUUUGGCCCAUGUGCGGAUUUAUUCCUGACUAGCCAG